AUGUUUUCCAAAUCAACAGCACCAUCAUCAUCGCUCCCCGGCAACGAGAAGCCUAACGAGAAAAUGACUCACAACAAUGACGAAAUGACAGCCGCGGCACUUCCUAUAGACGACAAUAUCGUCUUCGAUAGAAAGCAGCAGCAGAAAAUCUUUGACGACACCUCCAGAUACAACACGGCCACUGACAGCAGCUUAAUAGACGAUGAUAUAGAUGGGGAGCAAUGGGAUAAAAAACCCACUCAACAGUCCUCACCACCGCUACCUAUUAUUGAACACCUAUUGAUAUCGCCGCUACAACCAACCACCAGCAAUGAGGACAACCAAAUCCUUGAUAUUAUUCAUAGUGAUAUUGGCAGCACAACUAUACAGGAAAAACUUAAAGCAGCUGUUGAUAAAAUGACAGCGAGAUACAUCAAGCGAUACAGCACACUUGCGCAGGCAUUCGAAAAUCUCGAAGCAAUUCGCAGCAAUUUAGAGCAUGAGCUCACGAUCCAGCAAGCACACUACGACAAAGCAGUUCGCGAAAUGAAAUUUUACAAGUCCAAGUACCAACGACUGCGGCUAACACAGCAUCAAAACCAGCAAUAUCAGACUCCCUUGUCAAGAUUGUUUAUUGACGACGACGAUAUUGUCGACUGGCAAAGACGAGUCACCACUGCAAACAACACCUCCGAAGAAGACGGCGGCGACUCUGCAUAUCAACAGCUCCAACAACAAGACGAACAAGUAGUGGACUUGAUGGCAGUAUUGGCUAUGGAAGACCAGCCGGAAACUACCAUGAGCUCCACCAAGACCCUUCCUAUCCAGACUGUGGGUGUUGGACCUAGCGCACCGCCACCGACGGAUCCCCCUCCACCACCGCCUCUGCAAUCAUACACUGUCCCAGCAUGUCCUUCAUCCCCAGAAGCAGUGCAGCAAGAUUCAAGUCCAGAAAAUGAUUCCGCAAGCGAACCAUCGUCAGAUCCUUUGAAGAACACACGAACGAUGCCUUUGACCUUCGCCUGUGGUGAUGGGUUCUGGGACACGAUCGCACGAGGCAAAAACAAUAAAGUUGAAGUAGAUAGCCUUAUAAGCAAUUAUCUUCGUCGUGGCGGGCAACCAAACGUUGCUAAGAACUCCAGUACUCUCAAAUCAGUCAAGGAGGGCUAUGGGUUGAUCCAUGCCUUGAUCGCUGUCAAAAAUAGCAGUGCCUUGUCCCGUGUGGUUGAAGCUGGCGCCAAUCCAAAUGUUAUAGCCUUAUCACCGGAGGAGUCGGAUCGUACGACACCGCUUGUCCUUGCCUCGCAGUUAGGUUACUUGACAGGUAUCCGGCUUUUGCUAGAACGUGCUCGAGCAGAUAUUUUCCAACGCGGGCCAAAUCAAAUCACUGCCUUACAUGCAGCAAUUGAGAAAGGCGCGGAUGAUAUAGUCAUGUAUCUCCUCCGCGCUUCGAAAUAUGCAUUACUGGACAUUGUAGAUGUAGAAGUCAAGCAAACGCCCACACCAUUGGAUCUUGCAAAAUCUGGUGGCUUCAAAACGAUUUCCGAAUACUUGCGUAAAAUGGGUGCCAAAACGACCAAAGAAAUGGAGAAGACGGCCAAUCGCAGCUCCAUUACAAACGGUGGUACCAAGGAAUAUUCUUCAACUACAUCUGCCACAACCAGUCGUAGUAGUGCUGCAACCACCAGCACUACAUCUAGCACUCAAAUCAGUGGGAUCGCUGCACUGGGAUUAUCAAGUACCAUUAGUCGUGGCUCAACGGCAACAGCAACAACAUCAUCGUCCAGAAGAAGUGUGAUUAGCUCCUCUUCUGGAAGUGCAAGCAUCCUUAGCGGCAACGAGUCGGCUAUUAGUAGAGAUAGUGCGAGUUUUGUCUUAUCAAGGUCAUCCAUAAGUAGUUUCCGUAAUAAUCUUCUCGGUCAUUAA
Messenger RNA from Zychaea mexicana, 1905 nucleotides. RefSeq lists its product as uncharacterized. Bases 1 to 1905 code for a protein of 634 amino acids. Gene Ontology annotation, cellular component: cytoplasm. NCBI's taxonomy places the organism in Eukaryota, Fungi, Mucoromycota, Mucoromycetes, Mucorales, Lichtheimiaceae. Gene Ontology annotation, molecular function: protein binding. The record is from RefSeq and is a predicted model, not a curated record. The transcript has 4 exons. Gene Ontology annotation, biological process: innate immune response.